AUGAUAUCUCCAUUGCAAAGACACGACAAAUUAGUUAGAGCUACUGACUUGGAUGCUCUUAGUUGUAGGUUCAAUGCCAACCAAAGAGGGUAUUUCAUCCCUCCAGAUAAGUACAUUCCAGAAAUGAUUCGAUCUUAUCAGAAACAUUUACCCUUCUGUCAAGGCUACACCAAUCUUCUGGUGAAUAGGACAUUAAGAGCAGCAUUUCAAGAACCCAAACUACCUCUCAUAAAUCGUGGAACAUACUUUAGAACUAAAUCAAUUGAUAUAGUAUUGGAUGAUUUCAUUUCCCAGCACGAGAACAAGUGCCAAAUAGUCUCUCUUGGAAGUGGCUCGGAUACAAGAGCCUUUCGUACGUUAGAAAAGUACCCUGAUUCUGGAGUGAUAUACCACGAGAUUGACUUCCCAGAGUCAACAAAGAUCAAAAGAGCAGCAAUUGUGAAUAACAGUGAAAUCAUGAAGUUAAUUAAAAGCGGAGAUCUAAUCGAGAAUGUUGCUGUAUCUUCUCGAGAGGAGUUUGAGUCUCUCAAGUCCGAUUUCCACACAAGUGUAUAUCAUUUGUACGGACUAGACCUUAGGAAAUUAACAUCUUCCUCAGUUGAAUUCCCUCAUGUUGACCCAACGCUUCCAACAAUCAUUAUCAGUGAAUGCGUCUUAUGUUACUUGACUCCGGAGGAGAAUGUCCAAAUUUUGAGCUACUGGACAGAUAUGUUCACUUCCUCAUGUCCAACUGCUACAAUGGCUUUUCUUAUAUAUGAGCCAAUGUCACUCAAUGAUUCAUUUGGUAAAACCAUGGUAAAGAACCUCUCAGGGCGUGGGAUUACCUUACCAACGUUCGAGAAGUUCCCAGACUUGGAUUCGAGGAAACAAUUCUACACCGGCUUUGGAUUCAACAAUGCUAAUGUUACCGAUUUGAGCGUGAUAGGUGGAUAUGAGAAAGAGGGACAGUCUUGGAUAACCAAGGAAGAAUUCAACAGGAUUUCUUCUUUAGAGCUAGUAGACGAAGUGGAGGAAAUUAAGUUACUCUUGAGACACUAUUGUUUGAUAUUUACAGGAAUAGGGCAAAAUAUUCGAAAUGUGAAUUUGUUCAAUAAGGAUGGGUGA
This is a messenger RNA of Dujonia railenensis, 1104 nucleotides long. NCBI's taxonomy places the organism in Eukaryota, Fungi, Ascomycota, Pichiomycetes, Serinales, Debaryomycetaceae. The record is from the annotation of a GenBank genome assembly.